Melanotaenia boesemani (Boeseman's rainbowfish) is the source of this 2150-nucleotide messenger RNA. It is a transcript of the gene kcnj10a, whose product is annotated as potassium inwardly rectifying channel subfamily J member 10a. The coding region runs from base 497 to 1813 and encodes 438 amino acids. Gene Ontology annotation, biological process: regulation of monoatomic ion transmembrane transport; potassium ion import across plasma membrane. The transcript is spliced from 6 exons. The record is from RefSeq and is a predicted model, not a curated record. Gene Ontology annotation, molecular function: inward rectifier potassium channel activity. Lineage: Eukaryota; Metazoa; Chordata; Actinopteri; Atheriniformes; Melanotaeniidae. Gene Ontology annotation, cellular component: plasma membrane.
UUACUUCUCUCUGUGUGGACACGCAGGGCUUGCUCUCUCUCUCUCCCUGCUUCACAUGCAAGAAGAAAAAGUGCAAACUGUGCUCAUCCGAUUACAUAAUGAUCCAGUAAGAGUGAGCCGGAACCGGUGCUGCCAGUGCCAGUGUGCUGGGAGACACUGACUGACUGCUGGGUAAUCCUCAUCCAGGCCUCUCCUCUGACACGUUUCAUCUUUUUCUUUGAGAGUUUUUCUUUUCAGAAGCAGAGGAUGACAACAACAUAGUGGUACAGAAGAAUACAAUAUGAUGCAAAACAUGUGUGGGCUGUCAACAAACAUGACUAGUUCAAGACUCUGAAAUUUUGCAACAAUUUUUCCUUCUUUUUCCAAGACAGAUAAAAACCUUCUAUCAUUGUUUUCACAUGUUUACUGGAAAGUGAAACUUUUUUAAAGUUUUUAUCAUUCCCAAGCUGUGCUAAAAGCCUGAACCUCUUUUAGAAAUCGACAGAAAGCACCAGCCAUGACCUCAGCGACUCCUCCAUCCUCAGAAAGCUCCUCCCCACAGAAAGUGUGCCACACCCAGACGCAGACUGACAUCACAAAGCCCUUGCUGGGCUCCACAGGGGGGACUGGAGGCGCUGGUGCAGGUGGAGGAGGAACAGGAGCUGGAGGACAUAGUGCUCUACGAAGGAGGCGAAGGGUCCUCUCUAAAGAUGGAAGAAGCAAUGUGCGCAUUGAACAUGUCAGUGGCAGAGGGGCGCUGUACCUCCGUGACCUCUGGACAACUUUCCUGGACAUGCAAUGGCGCUACAAGUUCUUCCUCUUCUCUGCUACCUUUGCUGGCACCUGGUUCCUGUUUGGAGUGCUUUGGUACCUGGUGGCCCUGGUGCAUGGAGACCUGAUUGAGUUUGAUCCCCCCUCCAACCAUACACCAUGUGUAAUGGAGGUGAAGACCUUGACCGGGGCCUUUCUUUUCUCCCUGGAGUCCCAGACCACAAUUGGCUAUGGUUUCCGGUGCAUCACGGAGGAGUGUCCUGCAGCAAUAGUUCUCCUUAUUGUUCAGCUGGUCAUCACCAUGGUGAUGGAGAUCUUCAUCACCGGUACAUUUCUUGCAAAGGUCGCCCGUCCCAAAAAGAGAGGGGAGACAGUGAAGUUCAGCCAACAUGCUGUUGUAUCAAAUCACGAGGGACGUCCCUGCCUCAUGAUCCGAGUGGCAAACAUGCGUAAAAGCCUGUUAUUAGGUUGCCAGGUGACGGGGAAGUUGCUUCAGACGUCCUUGACAAAGGAGGGUGAGACGGUGCGGCUGGACCAGCGCAAUGUGCCUUUCCAAGUGGACACGUCCAGCGACAGCCCCUUCCUCAUCAUCCCACUGACCUUCUACCACAUCAUUGAUGACAACAGCCCCCUCAAAGCCUGGGCAGCAAAAGGUGGCGGCUGGACCGACCCUGAACUUGCUGACUUUGAGCUGCUGGUGAUCAUGAGCGCCACAGUCGAGCCGACGUCUGCAACCUGCCAGGUUCGAACAUCCUACCUUCCGGAUGAGAUACUCUGGGGUUAUGAGUUCCCCCCUGUCGUCUCUCUGUCCCCUUCAGGAAAAUACGUGGCUGAUUUUGCCUUCUUUGACAAAGUGGCCAAAACCAAAACUCCACCCUUGUUCAAUCAGGCCCUGCCACCAAGUACACAAUCACAGACGACCCACUUCCGCAGCGGAAAGGAAGAUGGAACAGAUCCGGAGAAGAUGCGACUGGAAGAGAGUUACAGGGGGGAGGAGAGAGGGCGGGAAAGGGGGCGCAUCAGAGAUAGCAGUCCUCUGAGUGUGCGCAUCAGUAAUGUGUGAAGCAGAAGAGACAGGAAGUGGUUAUGGAAAGUUGUUGUGACAGUGAGACGAGAUAGAAACUGGAAGAGAGAAGAAACCGGCUGCUUAAAAGAAGAAUACAUUCUCACAUUUCUCCCCCACAUGCAGAAGAAAAACCCUCUGCCUACACAUGUGCUAAAUGUGGACCACAAGGCAGGAAAUUAGACACCUGAGCACCCCCACCAUCGCACCCUACAAACAAAGAAAAUACAGGUCGAUAAACAAUGUGCUGGAGACAUCUGUGACCAGCCUGAGAGGGAGCAAAUGAAAUUGCAAUUAAACUGUAGCAAAUUUGCAGCACAGUUUCAAGGUUUUCAUU